UUAGUAUCUUCCAUAUUUACGACCGGUCGAAUCGGAGAGGUGAAUAGGGUAACGAAAGAGACUAACGUGUUUGUGAAGAUAAACUUGGACGGAACGGGUGUGGCUGAAAACUGCACUGGAAUUCCAUUUCUUGACCAUAUGUUGGAUCAACUUGCAUCACAUGGGUUGUUGGACAUGCAUGUGAAGGCCAAGGGGGACAUUCACAUAGAUGAUCAUCACACAAAUGAAGACAUUGGGUUGGCUAUUGGAACAGCUUUGUUGGAAGCACUUGGAGAUAGAAAAGGAAUCAACCGGUUUGGUGACUUCUCAGCUCCUCUGGAUGAAUCAUUGAUACAUGUCGCAUUGGAUUUAUCUGGACGACCACAUUUAAGUUAUGAUUUACAAAUACCUACCCAGAGAGUGGGAACAUAUGAUACUCAGGAUUUUCUAGCUGGUAGAACACUUCUUCCAGUCCGUGGUCAACACUUCUGGAGUGACACUUCAUAUACGACAGCUAGCUGGAAAAAAUUCUCAUCACAUUAUUGAAGCCACCUUUAAGGCUUUUGCAAGAGCCCUUAGACAAGCAACUGAGUAUGACUUGCGUCGUCAUGGAAGUGUACCGAGUGAAAAUACCAAGUGGUCCGGACUCCAGAAUAUCUGCGUUGCAAAAGUGAUGUUUUGCCGUGGAACUAUAUUUUCCUACUUUCCUGCCAAAUUACAUUUCUUUUUUAAGUAAACGUACUUUUCAUCUUCUGAAAGGGCUCAUUUAGUGAGUCAUCCUAAAUGCGCUUUCAGGUAGUUAUGGUUUUGCGUCUAAUUGGACUUCCUUCUGGACUGUAGCUGAUGAUUAGUAUAGUUCCCUUUGCUCAAAGGGGGUUCUUUCACGUGCUUAAAGUGUUUAAAUUUGAUGGAAUGUGGAUGCCCUAGACUACCUCAGUAUUUAUCAAAGGACUACCACUGUUAUAUGAAGAAUAUGAUGGUGUUGCUGUAUGCCAUCCUUUUCAACAACAGAUAGAUGGCACUGUAGUUUUUUAGAACAUUAGAGCCUUGUGAUGUAAUUUGCCAAGAGGAUAAUCAUUGUAUCAUAAGUAAUUAUUAGUCUUUCUCAAUAAAGUAAUUUAUGCCCCUUUAACAACCUUCCAUUGCCCUUUUAGUUGAGAGUUUGCUAAGACCUACUUGCUAGUUUGGUGUUGUAUUUGCUGUUGAGGC
Cuscuta europaea is the source of this 1188-nucleotide messenger RNA. The record is from the annotation of a GenBank genome assembly. Lineage: Eukaryota; Viridiplantae; Streptophyta; Magnoliopsida; Solanales; Convolvulaceae.